GAGAAUGACACUUAAUUUAGUUCCGUUUCCACACAAUAGGCAAACUUAUAACAAUCUUUAUUAUUCGAUAUAAGAAUAAAGACGACGUUGGUUUUCUCUUUCUUUCUUUCUACAUUUUUUUACAAUAACAUUUAUUUAAGUAAGUAAUAUUGAUAAUUAAAACAUCAAUAUUAAAUUAAAAAAAACAAAAAAAACUACAAAGACCCGCAAAACAGCGAAUCUCAACAAACGAAAGACAAAUCAGAUGAAAAAAAAAAUUGAGAUAUUUAAAACCGCUCCUUGGAUAAAAACUAACUCGGAAAUUUCAGUACAGAAGAAUAUACAUAAAUAUUUGUUUUUUGAAGUUUAAUAAUGUCGAACGAAACUGCAAGCCAUAUACCAUGCAAUUCAACAUCAACAUGCAAACCAACUCCAACAUCUGGAACAUCUGGUGCAACUUACUGUGGUGUUGUUAUUGGUGUUUUGGCUACAUUGCUAUGUUUAGCAGUAAUUGCAUUUUUUGUACUGGUAAUAUAUUUUAAAAGAAAAACCACGAAAAUAAAGCUACAGGAAGCUAAAGUGACAUCUGCGAGAAUCCAGCCGUUUUCCGCUGAGCGUCAAGUCCGGGCUACAAGUCCUAUGACCGAUGUCAAAAUUGAGGAACCCACUGAAAAUUAUCCCAGAAAUGAGUAUGAUGUUCUACCGAAAAGACCUGAACCACCAAAACCGCAAACUGUGAGGCAGCAUGCACCACCGACACCACCAAAUGUGAGGCAGCAUAAACCACCGCCGUCACCAAGUGUGAGGCAACAUGCACCACCGACGCCACCAAAUGUAAGGAAACAAAAUGAAAUAACAGCUGAUGAUGAAUAUCUGGCUAUGGAUUCAAAUGUAAACAAUGGUACCGGAGAUGUCUAUGAAAACUAUGGAAUAGAAAGUGAUGACGUCUAUGGAAAUGUUCAAGCGGACGAUAUUUAUAUAAACAACUGAAACCAAAUUGCUCCGUGCCUUUGCACAGGCACACAUAUGACUCAAUACAUCAAAGUAGCACACGAACUUAUAUAGUUGUGCAUAUAUAUAAAUAUAAAAAUAAAUACACUGAGAUAUUUAACAAUUCAUUUCCUAAAAUCAAAGCUGAGGAUAAUCUUAUGGUAACUGGAUACAUGGCACUUGAGAUAUAUGGCAUAGAUACCAAGGGCAUAAAUCAUCUGUUUUGAAUGAAUAAAUAAAUACAUCUUUGAAAUAUAAUACUCUUUCUCUCACUAGUUUACUCAGACAUAACACACACACUCACACACACACACACACAAACACACAUAAUGCUCAAAAAUAUACAUUUAUAUAUUUAAAACUGUAUGUGUGUGUGUAUAUAUAUAUAUAGAUAUAUAUAGAUAUAUAUGAAGAAGGAAAAUGCACAGAAUAUAUAUAUUCUUUAUGAGAUAAAAUAUAUAGUCAACCGGCUUUGUUUUUGCUAAUCAUGACAAAGAAAUUAGUGAAAAUAUUACAAUUUUAUGGUACCAUAAGAAGUUUUCAGUCCAUGUUAGUAGCAGAAAAGUUGUUUCAUAAAACAACUUUACAAAACAACUUUCCUGUUUUUAAAAUUGACUGAAAACUUCUUAUGAUACCAUAAAAUUGUAAUAUUUUCACAAGGCGGUGUCCCAGAAUGGCUGCAGUCAAAUGACUGAAACAAGUAAAAGAUAAAAGAUUAUUAGCAAAAGUGAAACCGGCUGACUACAUACAUAUUUUAUCUCAUAAAAAAUAUAUACAUUGUGCUUUUUCCUUCUUUUUAUUUUUGUAAACUCAACUCAUGGAGGAAAAAUAUCUCCAACGAAGCUAUUUACUGUGUGUGUGUGUUUGUGUAAAGGCAUAACUAUAGAUAUAUACCCCACGGAAUUUGUUGCCUCAUAACUUCCAAAAAAACGGAGGCUUUUUAAUGAAACUUUCAACAAAUAAUUGCUUAGAUCCAGUAGAAUGAGUGUAUGUAAAGGUUUGUUAGAAAAAAUUUUCUGAUGGGUUGGGGAGAGGAGUUUCGGAAAAUUUACAGGACCCAACAUUUUUCCCUUCAUAACUUUUAGAAAAGGGGAUUUUUUAAAUGAAAUUUUAUACAAACAUCUUUCAAACGGUGUAGAUUAUGAUUGCAAAGAAAUUUGGAGGCAAAAUAUUUUGGAAGGGGUUAGGGGAAAGAGUUUCAGAUCAGACGGCCCACAUAAGUCAAAAUUUCUCCAUUUUGAUGGGGAUUUUUUUCCAAUUUUUAUUCAGUAAAGUUUUUGGAAUGAUGGGAGACAUCUUUUCAUGAAAAAAAAGAAAAAAUUUUGAAAAUUUAUGAUUUUUUUCUUCACUCCCUCAUUAACCCCAGUCCCAACCAAUAUUGGCCAAAUUUUUUUAUCACUACGCACUUAAAACCCGUGAGAGAAACAUUUUCGAUUUAAAGCAAAAAAUUGUUAAUAAUUUCAGAGGAAAAUGUGUGAUUAAGGAAGAUCUGGCAGUUGUUUCUAGCACAUCCCAAGACCUCCCUCCUCGUAUCUUUCUCACUCUCACAUCUAUUGAUAUUUUUCAAUAUUUUUCUCCCCAUAAACACAUAUUGUGGAAUGAUAAUGUCAAAGUAACACACGCAUAGUCUAUUGCUGGGAUAUAAGCAAAGAAAGAAAAUUGGUAAUUUAAAUUUUUACUCACACCCCAACUGUGUGUGACCAUGUAUUUGUGUGUAUAAGGAAAAGAACAUUUUCUAACAGAAAAUUAUGCUAAAUCAUCUUUUACAUACCUCUUAUUAAAAUUACUCCAGAUAAAUCCCUGUAAUUAUCUCCUCAGGCUCUCCAAUAUUUUAGAAUUAUAUAAAGAGAAACAAUUGGGAGCAGGAAGUGGUGCUAAAAAAAAA
Messenger RNA from Octopus sinensis (East Asian common octopus), 2854 nucleotides. Its product is annotated as WASH complex subunit 3. The transcript has 4 exons. NCBI's taxonomy places the organism in Eukaryota, Metazoa, Mollusca, Cephalopoda, Octopoda, Octopodidae. The record is from RefSeq and is a predicted model, not a curated record. Bases 352 to 969 code for a protein of 205 amino acids.